This is a messenger RNA of Lathyrus sativus (Indian pea), 228 nucleotides long. NCBI's taxonomy places the organism in Eukaryota, Viridiplantae, Streptophyta, Magnoliopsida, Fabales, Fabaceae. The record is from the annotation of a GenBank genome assembly.
AUGAUAAUAUUAUUGUUUGAUGAAGAAAAAGAUGCUUAUUGGUGGAUUCUUUGUUUUAAGAAAUUCUUCAAGGAGCAUGGAACACCUGAGUCAUUGAAGGUGUUGAAAGUUUUUGGAGCUUUAAGAGGUUCUGCUCUUAAAUGGUGGAUAUGGGGGUCUCGUGUUCAUCGCAGAUAUACUUGGGAUACAUUUACAACAACUUUGUUAUGGAGAUUUAAACCGAAAUAA